AUGAAAAUAAAACCUCUUUGCUCUCUUUCUCAAUCCGAACUCUCACUCCAAAACAAGCAUAGCUACCUUUUAACUCACUGCACCUCGUUAUUCACGCUUGUUGUCAGAAACGAGAAAGCUACCAUCCGCAAGAUUCAUCAGAAAGUUGCAAUUGACAUUGACUUUGCUUCUCAAACCAUAAAUGGGAGAACGGAUAUAAAUAUCAUGCCCAUUAAUCCUGAUUUAAAAAAGGUCGUCCUGGAUUGCUAUCAAGCUGAUGUUCAUUCAUGCUAUAUAAAUAAUGAACCAGCUAAUUUUGUUUAUGAUGAUGCUUUACGGCGGCUGCGCAUACAGGAACCAAAUAGUAACGUAAGCCAUCACCAUCAGCUGAAUUCUCAGUAUGAAUCUACUGUGAAUGAUUUAGGUGGCUUAUCAAUUUUUUUACCAAAAUCGCCGGGUGAGGAUCCUGCAACUUUAUUGGUGUCAAUCGAGUUUUCUGUUCACCAGCCUACUUCGGGCAUAACGUUUGUUGGCGUUGACCCCAUUGAUCAUCGCUAUCCUCAUGCUUACACUAACAAUUCUAUUGUUCCGUAUAGCACAUCGUCUUGGCUCCCUUGUGUCGAUGGUAUAUGGGAACGUUCCACCUGGGAGUUUGAAAUCACUAUCCCUAAAACCCUUGGAACUCUCUCUAAGUCUUCCAAUAGCCAACUAAAUGGAUUUACGGACAAGUCUUCUUCUCAAGAGCCUCAUGAAGAUGAUGAUAUGCAAAGCGAGCUCGAUCACGACCCACGUACUUCUGUAGCAGAACCCGAUUUUUCUGAGGACCAUGACAUGGAGGUUAUUGGCUGUGGUGACUUACUGGAUCAGGUUACGCAUCCGAAAGCCACCCAUAAAAAAACUGUUUAUUCCACCGUUUCUACGCCGGUCGCUCCAAAUUAUAUUGCUUUUGCAGCUGGUCCAUUUAAACAUAUAAACUUGACUGACUUUCGAGAACCAGAAGAUGAUGACGCGAUGGGCUCAAGCGCUAUCGAAAUUGCAGGCUAUUACCUUCCCAAAUAUGCUGAAGAAGUUGAAAAUAGUUGCGUAUUUAUGUAUAAAGCUAUGGACUUUUUCGUGAGGGAAUAUGGCUCUUACCCGUUUAAUGCGUUCAAACUUUGCUUUGUUGACGAAACGAAUUAUCCUAUUAUUUCAACUCCUUCUCUUGUCAUCGCAAGUAAUUCCCUUUUAUUUCCUAAAGCUAAUUUGGAUGAUAUUUAUGAGUCUACGAAGACACUUACCUGGGCUCUGGCUAGUCAAUGGAUAGGGGUAUACUUAAUUCCUAAAGCUUGGAACGAUUUAUGGCUUAUAUAUGGUCUCUCCUAUUUUAUAACUGGUUUAUUUUUGAAAAAAUUAAUGGGGAAUAAUGAUCAUCGUUUUCGAUUAAAAAAAGAUGUUUUAAAGCUAUUAGAAUUAGAUAUUGGUCGACCUCCUAUAGCUAAUCCUAAUUUGGUUCUUCCAAUUGAUCCGAACACUUUAAAUUUUAUAGCGUUAAAAGCUCCGCUUGUAAUUCACAUACUUGAGCGUCGUCUAACGAAGACUGGUGGUUCUUUGGGAAUGUCAAGGGUAAUACCUAAGCUAUUGCUUCAAGUUAUGAGUGGUGAUAUGUUGAACGGAUGCCUGAGUACUUCUCAUUUUCUCAAAACGUGUGAGAAGGCUAGUCAUAUGCGUUUAGAUAUUUUUGCUCAACAGUGGAUAUAUGGUUAUGGAUAUCCUAUAUUCCGCGUUGUUCAAAGAUUUAACAGAAAAAAGAUGAUAAUUGAAAUGGGUAUUGAUCAGGUUCAAACUAAAGAAACUCCGACUAUACCCGCAUCAGAAGGAAACUUUGUUUCUGACGCUAUACGGCACUUAAACAAUGAACCAGUUGCUUCCGGUCUUCCAGUAUUUAGUGGACCAAUGACUAUUCGAAUUCACGAAGCUGACGGUACUCCUUACGAACAUGUUGUUGAAUUGAAAGAUUCGUUUACGAAACUUGAUAUUCAGUAUAAUACCAAGUACAAAAGAAUCAGUCGUAACAGAUCGACUAAAAACGUUCGCAAAGAUAACGGUGAUCACGGCGGUGAUGAUUCUGACUAUGUUAUUAGAAGCUUGGGAGACGUUCUUCAAAGUGAUGAAGAUAUUGAAAAAUGGAGGCUUUAUGAUUAUACCAAGGAAGAUGAAGAUACGAUGGCUACUGAAGCUUUUGAGUGGAUCCGUGUUGACGCUGAUUUCGAGUGGAUAUGUGAUUUACGAGUUCGUCAACCCGAGCAUAUGUUUGUUUCCCAAAUUCAACAAGAUCGUGACGUUGUUGCGCAAUUAGAGACAAUCAGACAUUUUACGGGUAACAGCUUUUCAAUUUCCCGUCAGGUAUCCACGGUUUUACUUAGAACUCUUCUAGAUACCCGUUAUUACUAUGGAGUGCGCCAAGAAGCCGCUCGUGCUCUGGCUAACUGUGCAAAUCCUGAACUGGAUUGGAUUGGGUAUUACCAUUUGCGCAUGGCAUUUUUGGAAAGUUUUUGUUUCGAAAAUUCAACCAUCCCAAAAAGCAAUGAUUUCUCUAAUAUUUCUGAGUAUUACGUUAAGUGCGCUAUGGUUGAGGCUUUUGCUAAUGUCCGUGAUCGAAAGGGUGUCACUACAUCUUCUGUGAAGAAGCUUCUUUUGGAUUUACUUUGUUUUAAUGACAAUGCUAAUAAUGAGUUUUCUGACUCUCAUUUUAUCUGUCUGUUAAUUGAUUCUCUAGUUGAUGCUCUUAUUCCAAGAGGGGAAACAGUUCAGUAUGCAUUUAGUGAUCCUGAGCACAUGGAAUAUGUUCACCAGGCAAUUAACGAAAUUGAUCGACACAUGCGUAUUGAUGCCUGCAUGCCUUCAUAUAAAAACAUUAUCACAAUCAAAGCCCUGGAAGCUAAGAAUCGUUUAGCCAGAACCUUUCAUUUAGAUUUUGGCCCGAGGGAGCUAUUUCCAUAUACGCAGGAAGGUAAUUACAAUUCGGUCCGCUCAGUCGCUUAUGAUUUAAUGCUUCAAUCCGGAGCUUUAAAAAACGAUGCUUUAAUUAAAUACAUGUUUUACAUACUUAUAAACGAUCUUUCGCCUGCUGUGCGUCGUUCUUUAAUGUAUUCUAUCCAAAAAGGAUUUGGUUGCUUAGCGCGGGGUGGAGCCAAAACAGAAUUUGCAUCAGAUGAUUUGAUUGUUGAAGAGGAUAUUACCAAGGCUAUCGAAAAACGUAUAGAUAUUACAUCUCGUGCAAGUAUAUCUGGAGCCAUUGAGGCACUGCGAAACGACGUUGGAAAAAACAGAGUAUUAUCUGAGGAAAUGUGGAAAGCUAUUAAUGAUCCUAAAAUAGAUUUAAUGACUAAAAGAAACUUAUUGAUGAUAUGUCGAGUAUUAUAUAAGGCUAAAUCUUCAUUGAUUGUUACAUUGAAGAUACCAAGUCUUAUACCACGCUUGCGUGCCAUCCACCUUGGAAAAGGUAAAAUUGUUAUAAGAAAAGCGCCAUUAAAACAGUUUGGGAAAAACAAAGAAAAGUCACCACCUCAGAUACCUGCACCAAGUCCCGUUGUUAAUGAUAAUAAUAAUAAGCCUAAAGGACCGACCUUGAAAAUUAAAUUAAAGCUUUAG
Messenger RNA from Schizosaccharomyces cryophilus OY26, 3609 nucleotides. Its product is annotated as TATA-binding protein associated factor Taf2. The coding region runs from base 1 to 3609 and encodes 1202 amino acids. Gene Ontology annotation, cellular component: transcription factor TFIID complex. The record is from RefSeq and is a predicted model, not a curated record. NCBI's taxonomy places the organism in Eukaryota, Fungi, Ascomycota, Schizosaccharomycetes, Schizosaccharomycetales, Schizosaccharomycetaceae. Gene Ontology annotation, molecular function: RNA polymerase II general transcription initiation factor activity; chromatin binding; transcription cis-regulatory region binding. Gene Ontology annotation, biological process: transcription initiation at RNA polymerase II promoter. The transcript is spliced from 6 exons.